Messenger RNA from Dentiscutata heterogama, 314 nucleotides. The record is from the annotation of a GenBank genome assembly. NCBI's taxonomy places the organism in Eukaryota, Fungi, Glomeromycota, Glomeromycetes, Diversisporales, Gigasporaceae.
GAUGAAGAUAUUGUAGCUGCUUUUAAGCUUGUUAAUCCUACAAUUAAAUUACCAUCACGUCGCAAAUUAAAAAAUUUAGCUAAUUCAGAUGAUAAAAAAUUUCUAUUUGAUAUAGCUGAAAUUAUUAAUGACUCCACAUUUUGGACUGAUUUAAAAGAGUUAGAUGAAAUUCUUCUUCUAUUUUGUACAACUCUUAAUAAACUCCAAUGUGAAUCAGCACGCUUAUAUGAUAUUAUACAUGCAUAUGCAUGGAUAGAUAAAACUGUUCAAAAAAGACCUGAUUCACCAUUUUGCUCACAUAUGCUAUUAUCAGU